GGCGGGCCAACAAUCAUCGAUUCCUCGAGGGACGAACCCCAACCACCAGCGAGUAACGACCGAUCGAUGGACUUAGUCAGUGGGUGAGUGCGUGCUAGAGUGAGUGGCCCCGUCUAGCCCCAGAGAUUUCUUCCCUCCAUCCAAUCCCUUGCUUCUUCGUUGGCAUCCCCUUGAUCGAACCCCCGAACAACGGACGAACGAACGUAGAAGGAGACACACCGACAGCCGACCGAGCUUUGAAGCGUGUUGACUAGAUUUGGCCAGCCAUCGAGCCUUCAGCCUCGAUCCGAGAAAUCCAAGGGCGAGCUCCGUCUAACCAAUCACCAGACUUGGAAUUGAACCAUGGGUAAGAAACGCAAGUCCGUGACGACCGGAGGCGGGGAAGCCGCUGAAAAGCCACCCCCGGCCAAAAAGCCGGCCUCGGUCAAGAAGAAGAAAAAGAUGAAAAAAGAGGAGGCCGAGUCGUCGGACGAUGAGCGCCCCGAUUCGCCCAUUGUGGCCAAGAAGUCUGAGGUCAAAAUCGAGAACAUGUAUGAGGUCAAUCCGGCCGCUUUGCCGCCCUCCGAGGUUAUGAACCGCUUGAUUGACCGCAUUGAGCAUGCUCUGCCCAAAGAGGAUAAUGUCAAGUAUGACUCUCGAGCCAAGAAAUUGAAUUGGGAGAGCCUGGCCGGCGACGGGUUGGACGCAUUUCAGUGUGAACAGAUAUGGUACUAUAUUCAAGAGCGAAUUCGUCGCUUCCGCAUCUUAUCCGAGAUGAUUCCGGAUGCACGUACCUGGGUAUCGCAUCCUUGGACUAAUUUCUAUAAGAGCAAGGACCAUAACCGUCAUCCUAAUAUGCCCAAGAAACCUCUCAGCAUGUACAUGCUGUUCUACAGCGAGCAGCGUGAGGAAAUCCUCAAGACCAAUCCGAGCAUGUCCAUGCCGGAGGUGGCCAAAGCCUGCUCGGAGAAGUAUCAAAAGUUAAGUGAGAAGAAGAAGAACAAAUACAAAAGCCGGUGUGAUAUCAUGCGCAAGGAAUAUGAAGAGAAGCUCGAGCGAUUCUACACCGACUACCCAGACAUGCGGCCCAUAAAGAGUGAAAAGAGCAAAAAGGCGGCCGCUGCUGCUGCGGCACAUGCCGCCCAUGCCGCUGCCCAGGUGGCGGCUCAAAACUUAAAUAUGCAGCAGAGUAACGCCAAUAAUCUGCUGUAUCAACAAACCAACCCACAUCAAUAUCAACCCCAACCGCAGAUGAUGGCUCCGCCCUUGAACUUGAACCCAAACCCUGCCGGGAUGACCACUACCAUAGAUACGAUGCAACUUCAACCUCAUCAUCCGCAACAAAUCACACUGCAACAACAACAACAGCCCCAACAAGCCAUGCCCCCAGGGAUUGUGGGGCAAACCCAACCUUCUCAAGGCCAGCCUCCGAUGGUCAAGUCCGAGGACAAAGCCCAUAUGGCUGCGGCCUAUCCGCAUGCACCUGAAAGGCCUAGCAAACCGUUUGAUCUCUACUUCAAGUCCGUCGUGGACGAACAUCUCAACGACCAGAGCUUUGACCGUUCCUCAGUGUCCGAGAAGUGUCGAGCCGAAUGGAAGGUCAUGAAACUCAAGAAAAAGGCCAAAUGGAUCCGAAAGGCCGCCGACAAGUAUCGUGAAUACGAGGAGCUAGUGUCAAAUUUCAUCAAGGACAAUCCAGGCUACAUUCCUCCUGAGAAGAAGAACUUCCUUACCCAGGAGGAUCAGAAGAUCUUGGACAAGUUCAUGGGAAGGCCGGAAAAACCUCCAAGCUCCGCCUACUCGUUGUUCUCCAAAGAGAUGUUGAACAAUGAAGAGAUCAAGAUGUACCCUUCCAAAGAGCGUAUGGCUCAGAUCUCGCAUCGCUGGAAAUUGAUCAGCCAAGAGCAAAAAGAUCGGUACCAAGCCCAAGUGAAUGACUCCAUGUCGAUCUACCGACAACAGUACGAAAACUGGUUCAAUGCCCUGUCGGAGGAAGAGAGAAAGGCCGAAACCUCGAGGAUCAACACAACCAAACACAAAGCUAAACCUGCUGCCCAAAACAAAAUCAAGCAGCAACAACAACAACAACAGCAGCAACAGCAGCAAAUUCAACAGCAACAACAGCAGCUUCAGCAACAACAUCAACUUCAGCAACAACAACAACAACAGCAGCAACAACAACAACAACAAUUCCAUCAACAACAAACUCAUCACUUUCAACAGCAACAACAACAUGCCCCUCAACAAAUCAGUGUUACAAUUCAACCCUUGGGUGGACAGCCUCAAAUCAUGCAAACACCUAUCAUGACCCAGCCCAUUCAAAUCCACACGGCUCCUCAACCAAUGAGGGAUCCAGAAACCCUCAAGAGAGAGAUUCUUAGUCGAGAGCCAGUCGAACCCGCUCGAUCUCCGAAGCAGUUGUUCAUCACUGAUUGGCUGCUUAAACACAAAAAGAAAAAGCUGCCCGAUGCUAAGUUGGCUUGGAAGGCACUAGAUCGCAAGGACAAGAAAUCUUGGGCAGAAAAACUCGAGCCCCAAAGACAAAAAUAUAUCGAAGCGUACACCGUAUUCGUCCGUGCUCUAGACAAGGAAGAGCUCGAGCUCUACACUGAACUCAAAGCCAAACGCGAUCAGGAGGAAGAGGCAAAACGAGCCAACGAAUCCUCUGAUUCGGAGGAUUCUGAAAGUUCCAGCGAGUCCGAUUCAGAUUCGGAGAGCGAGUCGGACUAUGAACUUUGUCCCAGGCUCAUGUUAGCCAGCUCUUCAUCCACUAGAUCCAAGGAUGGAUUAGAGGCAUCACCCUUGAAGCUCCGUUUGGAAGGAGACUUUCGAAGCGUGACCUCACUUUCAAUGCAAAGUUUGGGUGGUAUCUUUGUCGUCGCGGCUGUUUCGCCGGAAGACAGAGUUUCAGCCUCACCUUCAGCGGUCAUAGCCUCAGAUUCAAUCCUGGGUGGUGAGUGGGCUCGACCUUCCCCCGAGGCAGACCGUGGAGCGGAAGACCGUCGCCCCGUUCGACUGCCCUUCCGUGAUUUCGAGGUCACAGCCUUGUCGGGGGACUUGCCCGUGGUGGCUGUUACGGCUGUCUGGGAAGACGGGGCCGAUGACAUAUUGACCGGUCCAUUCAGGGCUUCAACGAGACUCACACAUUGCGUUUUGGUGGCCUCGUUGGCCGCCGGGGGCGGGUACGGAAACGACACAGCCCGCCCACCCAAGAGAUUGAGAUCCUGGUUCUCGCCGAAGAGAAACGACUCGGGUUGGGGCGAAUCGAAUUUCUCACCGCCCAUGAUAAAAUGUGAAGCGAAGAAGGGAUGGCCGUGUUUGCCCGGGCAAUCCCUACUUUCCAAGGCCCGCGCCCUUAUUCGGGGUUACUUCGCCACCGCUAUGGUCCAUUGUGUUGUAAUCCUCUUGUUUCAUCUAGCCAUCCGGCAUCAAGAUCCAUCCGACGACGAGGGCAGUCCAUCCGGCCCUCGCUCGCCAUCCGGAUCCCCAGCGGGUUCACCCGCUGGUUCGCCGGCUUCCUCCCGGGCAUCUGGCUCCCAAGCAUCCGGAUCAGCCGUGUCUCGCUCGCGCUCUCCCUCCGGCUCCCCGACCGGCUCCCCGAGGGCCGAUCCACCGGCUGAGGACAGGGCCAGUUCGGAGGCCUCAGGCUCACCCGCACGUCGAAGUCGGUCGCGAUCGGGUUCGGGCUCGCGAAGCCGUAGUCGAAGCGGCAGUCGUAGUGGAUCGGGUUCCGAGGAAGAGGCUCCGACUGAGCGCCAGGAUGUGGAUGCAUCGGCCUCGGAAAAUGAGGACGAAGGGCCUCGGGUCAAAACCCCGGUCGAGUCUCAAGCCCAGGUGGAAAGUGGAUCGCCUCGUUCUCGACAUUCCUCGGGUGCCAAAAGCCGUGCUAGUAGCAGUGGGAGCGAGAUUGGCAGUCGGAAGCGUAAGAAGGUGAACUCUGGCAGCUCGGGGGAUGAAAGUCCCAAGGAAUUGGCUAUCCACGAAGACGGUGACGAAGAUGGAAAAAACAAUAUAGAAGGAGCCGAAAACGUGGGGCGAGGUGACAUUUUUGGUGAUGACCUCUCAAUCAGUUCAGACGAGGAUGAAUCUUCCAAAGAGGACAAACGUCGUGUGAUUGAAGAUGAUGACGAUGAUGAUAACAAAAGUGUGCAAAGAUACGGUGAUGACGAUGAAGACAUGGAGAAAGACCCCGAAGAUGGUGAAGAAAAACGCGAAAAAGAAAAAUUGACCAUCCCUGUAGAAGAGGAAGAGCCGAUCCCAGAAACCCGAAUAGAAGUUCAAGUUCCCAAAAUCACGACCGACCUGGGAAAAGAGCUUCAUUUCGUCAAGUUACCCAAUUUUCUCUCAAUGGAGUGUCGUCCUUUUGAACCCGAACACUAUGAAGACGAAAUCGAAGAUGAGGACAGUCUGGACGAGGAAGGACGAGCUCGGCUCAAAUUGAAAGUGGAAAACACGAUCAGAUGGAGAAUGGAAUUUGAUGCUGAGGGCAAGGCUAUCAGGGAAUCUAACGCCAGAAUGGUCAGAUGGUCCGAUGGGUCCAUGAGUCUUCAUCUUGGAAAUGAGGUUUUUGACGUUUACAAGCAGCCCUUGCAGGGUGACUUCAACCAUUUGUUCAUUCGCCAAGGCACUGGUCUUCAAGGUCAAGCAGUGUUUCGUACCAAGCUCUCAUUCCGUCCUCAUUCCACGGAAUCCUUCACGCAUCAGAAGCUGACGCGGAACAUGGCAGAUCGAACCAAUAAGGCCUCUGGAAUCAAGGUCAUCUCUCAGGUUGGGCGAGAUCCCGAGGCCAAUCGCUACAAGCGAGUCAAAGAGGAAGAGGAACGACUUCGGGCUGCAAUGCGGCGUGAUUCCAAACAGAAACGCAUCAAGGACCGAGCAUCCCACCGAGGACUCUCGGGCGGUUAUUUGGAGGACGGAGAUUCCGAUGAAGAUGGCUUGGAAUCGCUCAAUGCCAUCAAAAAUCGAUUCAAACGAGGCAAAAAAGAUAACCGACAAUUGUACUCAUCUGGAGAUGAGGAUAGCGACGUUGAAACGUCCAAAGCCAAACGCCUGGAACAGGCUAAGACGAAAAAUCCCAUUCGAGAGUCUGACGAAGAAUCCGAAACUGGGAGCAAACGGUCGAGAUCUAAGACUCCAUCAAGAUCGCGAUCAAGUUCCAAAUCUAAGUCCAAAUCAAGGUCAAGAUCUAAUUCCCCAGCCUCUCGAUCUGGCUCGGGCUCUCCCCACUCACGCAGCUCCAAAUCAGCGUCACGCUCAAGAUCGGCUUCGAAAUCCCGAUCUCCAUCACGAUCCCGUUCGCCCUCGGGAUCAGAGGCGAGUGGUGGAUCUCCACAAAAAGCGAGCGCCAGCGACAGUGAAUAAUUUCAUAUCAUGUUCGCAAAUCAACAAUGUACGAAAUACAGGGAAAAUUGAAGGAA
Messenger RNA from Tigriopus californicus, 5396 nucleotides. RefSeq lists its product as uncharacterized. Gene Ontology annotation, biological process: transcription elongation by RNA polymerase II; positive regulation of transcription elongation by RNA polymerase II. The record is from RefSeq and is a predicted model, not a curated record. The coding region runs from base 343 to 5340 and encodes 1665 amino acids. The transcript is spliced from 11 exons. Gene Ontology annotation, molecular function: RNA polymerase II C-terminal domain phosphoserine binding. NCBI's taxonomy places the organism in Eukaryota, Metazoa, Arthropoda, Copepoda, Harpacticoida, Harpacticidae. Gene Ontology annotation, cellular component: nucleus; Cdc73/Paf1 complex.